This is a messenger RNA of Hypomesus transpacificus, 1846 nucleotides long. RefSeq names its product serine/threonine-protein phosphatase 6 catalytic subunit. The coding region runs from base 45 to 962 and encodes 305 amino acids. NCBI's taxonomy places the organism in Eukaryota, Metazoa, Chordata, Actinopteri, Osmeriformes, Osmeridae. Gene Ontology annotation, biological process: G1/S transition of mitotic cell cycle; peptidyl-serine dephosphorylation. Gene Ontology annotation, molecular function: protein serine/threonine phosphatase activity. The record is from RefSeq and is a predicted model, not a curated record. The transcript has 7 exons. Gene Ontology annotation, cellular component: cytoplasm.
AGAAUCUUUUACUGGCUUCUCCCGUCCUACAUGUUGUUCACAACAUGGCGCCGUUAGAUUUAGAUAAAUAUGUGGAGAUUGCAAGACAGUGCAAAUAUUUACCAGAAAACGACUUGAAGAGAUUAUGUGACUAUGUGUGUGACUUGCUACUAGAGGAAUCAAAUGUUCAACCAGUCACCACUCCUGUCACUGUUUGUGGAGACAUCCAUGGUCAGUUUUAUGACCUAUGUGAGCUCUUCAGAACUGGUGGACAAGUUCCAGACACAAAUUACAUUUUCAUGGGAGACUUUGUUGAUAGAGGAUACUACAGUUUGGAAACAUUUACACAUCUGCUAGCCUUAAAAGCGAAGUGGCCAGAUCGCAUCACACUUCUGAGAGGGAAUCAUGAAAGCAGACAGAUUACACAAGUGUAUGGGUUUUAUGAUGAGUGCCAAACUAAAUAUGGAAAUGCCAAUGCAUGGAGAUACUGCACAAAAGUGUUUGACAUGCUAACUGUUGCUGCUUUGAUCGAUGAGCAGGUACUCUGUGUGCACGGCGGCCUUUCGCCCGACAUCAAGACCCUGGACCAGAUCCGCACUAUUGAGCGCAACCAAGAAAUCCCCCACAAAGGGGCCUUCUGUGACCUUGUGUGGUCAGACCCAGAGGAUGUUGACACCUGGGCUAUCAGUCCACGAGGGGCAGGAUGGCUUUUUGGUGCCAAAGUUACUAAUGAGUUUGUUCACAUCAACAAUCUCAAGCUGAUUUGUCGUGCACAUCAGCUGGUCCAUGAGGGUUACAAGUUCAUGUUUGAUGAGAAGCUGGUGACUGUGUGGUCGGCACCCAACUACUGCUACCGCUGUGGAAACAUAGCAUCAAUCAUGGUCUUCAAGGAUGUGAAUACACGAGAGCCCAAGCUUUUCCGUGCUGUUCCAGACUCGGAGCGGGUUAUUCCACCCCGAACAACAACACCUUACUUCCUGUAGUUUUAAGAUAAUUUGUUUUCCCAGAAGGUGUUCCCUGCCCCCCACGACCAUCUAACAUGGUAUUUGCUCCAUACAGUUUAAGUCUAAACAGUCGUAUCCCAGAACCUUUCAGUUGCAGACUUCCAGCAAGUUUUGUAAGUAGGAACGUGUUGUGAGCCAUAUCUGAUGUUCUGGAGAAAUCUUAACUUUGUCUUUGGUAAAUCUGUUUAUACCUAUAUAUUCAUUCAUGGAAUGAGUGUUUUAGUUGACUGGAUCUCUCUUUGAUCAUGGCCGUUACCUCCUCCAAAUUUUAUUUAUAAUUCUUUAGAAAUUUCUAUAACAUACUUAUGAAAAAAAUAUCCAGUCUGGCUGAAUCUCAUUUAAAAAAAUAAUCCGAAUGAGUUUUCACAAAUUUAGAAGAAAAAAAAAGUUGUUGGUCAUUUUCUGUUCCCAUGUCAAAAUACCACCAUAUACAAAAUGACAAAAUGCAUCAUUUUGUGAAUGGUUGUGCAUCUGGUAUACCACUUAAGAUUUUCAGUAUAAGCAAUUCAGUCCUUAAUAAUAUAAUAUUUUAAGAUCCAGUUAAUGUUGGCCUGUACGUAGGAAAAGCAUAAACAUCUAGAAACAAAUGUUUUUUGUUGCUGGCAGAAAAAUAUUUUAACUUAUCUGUGGAGAAUUGCACCCCAACAUCCAUUGUUCCACUUGUAAUAACUUAAGUGAGAUUUUACUCUAUCCCGUUUCCUUUUAUUUCAAUAUUAAAAGGAAAACAUUUGAGGGGCAGGGCACAGUUUUUGGCAUGUGGGUUGUAAAGGUUUUAUACACAAUUUUAUGUCUUAGUUAUCCUUAUCUUAUUAUUUUAGACUGCCAAUUACUUACCAAUUGAAAAUAAAAUACUUAAAACUCAA